AUGGUUACAAUCACAAUAAGAUCAAGAGUCGACACAAACUUUGAACUGCAAAUUGAAGCCUACGUGUUGAAAAAUAUUACGUCAUGUCUGCCUGAAAGGAAAUUAGAGCCAUUUGAUUGGAUAGAAAUAAAUGGUUUAUAUUUGGCAGAUCCGGAGUUCAACAUUCCGAACAAAAUUGAUAUGUUGUUUGGAGCCAAUGUGUACAGCCACAUACUAAAAGAAGGCAUGAAGAGGAGUCCAAACGGAAACUUUAUUGCUCAAAGUACGAAGCUCGGAUGGAUAAUAUCAGGCACUGUCAAUGAGAGGUCAAGCGAAGAUAAAGAAAAUUCGAACGUUAUUUCAGUAUUGCAUACUAGAGCAGAAGAAGACAUUUUAAAGAAAUUUUGGGAAUUAGAGGAACAAUUACCAAGAUCAACAUGGUCAGAAGAAGAACAAGCCUGUGAAGAGAUUUUCAAAAGGACAACAAAUAGAACACCGGAAGGGCGAUAUAUUGUAAAUUUACCCUUCCGAGAAGAUUUUGCCCAAUGUCAAAACAAUGGAUCAUUGGAGAUAGCAAUAGCUAAGUUCAAAUCAUUGGAAAAAAGACUCUCGAAAGACUUGGAACUCAAGGCCAGUUAUAAGGAAGUGAUUAACGAAUAUUUACAACUAGGGCACAUGCGAACAGUUGAAGAAAAGGACGAAAAGGCACACGAAGCAGUAUAUUUACCCCAUCAUGCUGUUGUACGAAUGGAUAAAUCAACCUCAAAGGUUCGAGUAGUAUUUAAUGCUUCCAGCAAGAAUAAGCGAGGGUUUCAUUAA
Messenger RNA from Manduca sexta (tobacco hornworm), 798 nucleotides. RefSeq lists its product as uncharacterized. Lineage: Eukaryota; Metazoa; Arthropoda; Insecta; Lepidoptera; Sphingidae. Bases 1 to 798 code for a protein of 265 amino acids. The transcript has a single exon. The record is from RefSeq and is a predicted model, not a curated record.